AUGGCACCACCACCACCACCGCAUGGACCACCAUCGCCAGGUCCUCCACGUCGACCAUUAAUUAAGGUGGAACUCAUUCCACCAUGGCGUCGACGAAAAAACCACCACCAUCACCCACCGCCACCACCACCCAAUCAACCAGUCGUGGUAGUUGUGCCACCAGCACAACCUCCGCCACCACCAUAUGGAAGUGGUUACUACCCACCACCACCAGGACCGCCACCGCCGGGACACUAUCACAAUCCACCGCAUUAUUAA
Messenger RNA from Rhagoletis pomonella (apple maggot), 258 nucleotides. RefSeq names its product leucine-rich repeat extensin-like protein 6. Lineage: Eukaryota; Metazoa; Arthropoda; Insecta; Diptera; Tephritidae. The record is from RefSeq and is a predicted model, not a curated record.